This is a messenger RNA of Neltuma alba, 547 nucleotides long. RefSeq names its product mavicyanin-like. The coding region runs from base 2 to 514 and encodes 170 amino acids. The transcript is spliced from 2 exons. The record is from RefSeq and is a predicted model, not a curated record. Lineage: Eukaryota; Viridiplantae; Streptophyta; Magnoliopsida; Fabales; Fabaceae. Gene Ontology annotation, cellular component: plasma membrane. Gene Ontology annotation, molecular function: electron transfer activity.
CAUGGGGCGGAAGAACACAAUCCUCUUGGCAUUGAUCGCUGCUUUGUUCGCAAAGGAAGCCUUUGCAACUCAAUACGAUGUUGGUGGAAGCCAAGGUUGGGAUGAAUCCACAGAUUUUAACACAUGGUCCUCAGGAAAAACAUUCAAGGUCGGCGAUCAACUCGUUUUCAAGUACAGUUCUGGGUUGCAUAGUGUGGUUGAACUGGGAAGUGAGAGUGACUUCAAGAGCUGUGAUAUUAGCAAUCCAGUGAACUCCAUGAGCAGCGGGAACGAUGUCGUAAAAUUGAACAACGCAGGCACGAGGUACUUCGCUUGUGGUACCGCCGGCCACUGCGCACAAGGCAUGAAGGUGAAGAUUGCAAACAGUUGCUGGGAAUGCCCCUCCACGCCUUCUUCUUCUUCUUCUUCGUCGUCGUCGUCGUCGGCGUCUUCCCCUGCUUCUACUUCUGCAGCUUCAGCUUCACAAGGACUUACUGUUUACGUCAUGCUAAUUUUUGCAUUGUUAUUUGUAUGAGGAUCUGAAGAGCGGAACUCUGCGUUUGAGGAG